Mytilus trossulus (common blue mussel) is the source of this 2023-nucleotide messenger RNA. RefSeq lists its product as uncharacterized. Gene Ontology annotation, biological process: cell surface receptor protein tyrosine kinase signaling pathway. NCBI's taxonomy places the organism in Eukaryota, Metazoa, Mollusca, Bivalvia, Mytilida, Mytilidae. The coding region runs from base 58 to 1830 and encodes 590 amino acids. Gene Ontology annotation, cellular component: cytoplasm. The record is from RefSeq and is a predicted model, not a curated record. The transcript is spliced from 3 exons.
CUUCCUGGUUUGAUUUUUCACAGUAGAAAUGAAGAAGGGAAUACAUUACUGUUUAUAAUGUCAGAUCCAAACUAUGUGAUAAAAGAAGGAGAGAUAACUAUACGAUGUGGAAUUUUAAAACAGAAGAAUAAAAGAUAUUGCAAACUAGUUAAGAACAAUGAAUCUUUGAUUCUAAACUGCUAUGACAGCAAAGGAAAUACUGGUACACUAAAGCUUAGAAAUAAAUUCAAGCUUUCUCGUGUCAAAGGUUUUGAUAAAGUGAUAAAAGAAUUUUCAAAGGACUUUUACAUAGAUGUUUAUUUGAAGAAACAGAAAUUCUCACUAUUAUUCUCCAACCAAACUGAAACUGACAGUUGGUACAAUUGUUUACAGAACAAUGCACAAGUUGCCGUCGGUAAUGAAGAGUUGUCCUCUGUUGUUGAUGAUGAUGAUGAGUCUGAGACAGGAAUCAAAGAUAAUGUUUUAUAUGAUUCUGGACCGGAGACCACUGCUAAGUUUGAUGUGAAGUUGAAACAAAAUGAAGAUACAGAAAGGCUUGGCCUGACGAGCACAUACCGCCUUUAUGUAUCAGAAGUGUGUCUUAUGUUAGAGGACGUAGUAACAAAAGAAGCCAAGUACAGAUGGUAUUAUGAUGCAUUGAGAAGAUAUGGUAAACAAGACAACGAUUUUGUGAUACAAGCUGGACGUAGAAGUGAAACAGGUGCAGGGACAUUCACGUUCAUGUAUGAGGAUUCUUCCGCAAUCACCAAAUCAAUUGAUAGACUUACUAAAAGGAGAGCUAGUGAACAGUUAACAAAUAAACUUAAUUUUUCACAGUCUGAAACAAAAAUACCAUCAUCAAACCGGAUGUCAGAACCCAUACCGAGGACUGAAAAGUCACCUCCUCCAACAAAGCAGAUAGAAUCAGUGGAAGACAAAACAGAUAUUACAGCAUCGACUAGAUUUCAGUAUCCUCAUCUUGCCUCUUCUGCCGAAUUUAAACGUGAAUUACAAAAUAAAGUUAGUGGUAAACCUAAAUCAAUCGGUGACCUUUCUAGCAAGAGUAAUAUGGAAAUACAAAAAAGCAAAGAACAAAAAAACAUAGAAAAGGAGAAAGGAUUAGAAGCAAUUUCAAAAUCAAAAGAUAAAAAGCUUAAUGAUAAAGCGAAACUGGAAGUCACCAUAGAGGAAAAUGACGAGGAUUCAGAAAAUCUAUAUGAUGAGCUCGAACUUCCCCUUGACUCGAACAAAGUUGCUAAGCCUCUUUCUGAGAAAGCUGUCAAGGGAGAUAACCCAACUAAAAAACGUGCUUCCUUAAGUGACAAAAAACAUGUUCCAUCCGAACCAUCUGAUGCACAUGUGUCCCCUGAGGAACCCGAGGAACCUUCAGUCUAUGAGGAUGCACAAACAUCUCGCCAGGAAGCCUGGAAAAAUCAGGGGACAGAGGAUGAAGAGCAUGUGGAAAAUUAUGAAUUAAUAAAGGCUGGUGCAAGUCAAAACGCCCUCAGUAAACCAUUUGAGGGGGUAACGAAUAAUGAAGAGGAAAUCGAUGAUACAUAUGAUCAUGCAUUCCAAACACAAGAGAGCUUAAAAAAAGAAAACAUUGCAAACGACUCUAAAAACGUUUACGGUACUUCAAGUGGGAAGGAUAUUUCAGAAGUAGUAACAGAGGUUGAAAUAUGUGACCCAGAUUAUGAAUGUAUUGAAAAUUAUGAAGGCCUUUACUCAAAACAGAAAUGUAUUCCCCAGUCAGAAGCGAACGAAGAUACUGAUGAAGGCCUAUAUUCAAAACAGAAAUGUAUUACCCAGUCAGAAGCGAACAAAGAUACUGAUAUAAAAUUAGAAAGCUAAAAAUCAGUCAUACUGGGAUAAUCAAUUCAAAAUAAUGAAUGUGUUAAGAUAUUUGAUAGUUGUUAAAUAAUGUUUUACACAAUGUACCUUAAACUCAUCAUAUUUAUCAAGAUUAUCAUUUGUAUGACAGCUCGUUUUUCUUCAAAACAUUCAUCAUUGACACUGAAAUAAAAAAAAAAGUUAAAAAAGAAAA